CGACGCGUGAUUACUUUUAGGUUCAUGAUGGCGCAGCUAAAGAGAAGGCAGCCAUCAUAACCGUCAUCAUGCAUCAGCUCGUAGUCAACUUGACAGGGGAGGAAUCAAAAAUCUACGAUGGUGGCGGUGCUAGUGUUUGGAACCUAUCAACAAAACACUCCCGACUCCUUUCCUCCCCCUUUGCGAUGGACAACGAUUCUCGCGUCGCUUAAUGUUAAUGAAACCCUCACGUUUUUUCCCUGAUCGCAUACGUACACGUAUAUGGGGCCCCAGAGAUCCACCCCUAGGCCUAUUACCUCCGAGAAGGAUCGACAGAUACGCACCAUCCAAACGUCCCUCAUCCACGAGAGGCUAAUCGCCACACAGAGAGCGCUCGACACUCUACGGAUCACGCACGCGGAGGAACUCGAGGCGGAGCGGAGGGCCUCGGAGGGUCUGAGGAAGAAAUUGGCGGUGUGUGAGGAGCGCGUGAGGGAUGCGGAGAGGGAGCGAGAUGAUAUGCGGGAAGUGGUGAAUGAGUUGGUGGAUCGAGGUUUGGUAGUCUCCGUUUCGAAGGAUUUCGCUGCUUGGCCGUGUAGCCAGUUGAGAAUGACGAGUCUCCUGGACCCCGCAGAACUGACCCCCCCAGCACCCCCCACGACACCUCCAUACGCCGCAGCCCUCAUCGAAUCCCUCAGCACCUCCCUCGCCACGGAACGAAAAGCCUACACGCGGACGACCAGGGUCGCACAAAACACCAUCGCGGUGCUGGAAGCCCAGCUUGCGCUGCGUGAAGCCGAGUUGGAGGAGUCUUGGUCGGGGUGCGGGGAGGAGGAGGGGAUGCAGAUAGGGGAGGAAGAAGCGCUGAGGGUGCUAGAGCUCAACGUGCGGCAGGCAGAGGAGGAUCGAGAUGGAUACGAGGGGAUUGAAUGCUAGGGUGCGUGCGUUUCUCUUGCGCGAUAGUGGAGGUUGUUGAUGAUGUCUGUUAGCUGGAGACUCUCCGAUCCCCUCCCCCGAAUCCCAUCGAAGCUCUAAACGCCCAAAUCCAGCAACU
Molecule: messenger RNA, 1033 nt
Organism: Desarmillaria tabescens
Lineage: Eukaryota; Fungi; Basidiomycota; Agaricomycetes; Agaricales; Physalacriaceae
Exons: 5
Coding region: 262-915 (217 amino acids)
Source: RefSeq, a predicted model, not a curated record